ACAAGGAGGGAAACCUGGCAGAAAAGCUUAACAGCCACGUGAAAGAACACGGGCCUUUCGACAUGAUUCUCGACUGUGCAGAUGCCUUUGAAGUCUGGAAGACGGCAGGGAAAACGCUUAACAAGGAAGGCUCCUACGUCAAUGUGGGAGCUGAUCUGACACAAGGCGUCCUCCCCGUUCUUCGCCGCAUGAUUUCCUACUACUUUCGGCCAUCAUGGCUGGGAGGCGUCCCACGGUCUUACAAGCGCCCCGGUGAAAUCGCCAGCAAGAGGAACAUGGAUGAGCUUGCUGAGCUCGUCGAUCAGAAUGUCAUCACGCCGGUCGUCGACUCUGAAUACAGCUUCGAGGACACCGUUGCGGCCUAUGACCGCGUAAUGAGCAACCGAGCGAUGGGCAAGGUGAUUGUCCGCGUUCGAUAGACAUCCGUGAAACGUUGAAAUCUAGGAUUUGCCCAGCGCAUGCCAGCCCACGACAGACCAUCCAAUGAGCGCCAUAGACUUGGCAGUGAUGACCAAGAUCUCCUGUGCCAAUUUCAAACGACCAUUUGGGAGCGUAU
Messenger RNA from Acaromyces ingoldii, 556 nucleotides. RefSeq lists its product as hypothetical. The transcript is spliced from 3 exons. The coding region runs from base 63 to 419 and encodes 118 amino acids. The record is from RefSeq and is a predicted model, not a curated record. Lineage: Eukaryota; Fungi; Basidiomycota; Exobasidiomycetes; Exobasidiales; Cryptobasidiaceae.